GAUCUUCAUCAAUAACUACAAAUUCUACGAUACUACCUUUUCUCCAGUUUCCAGUUCGUCACACGGACUAUUGAACACCCUGCCGCGGGCAUGGAGACUGACAUCUUCCCUCUCAUCUUCAAUUAUCGUAUAGAUUUUUAAAUAACCACGAUUGCCCAGUGGUUUUAUUCGAACGAGUCGUUAAAGAGUGGUUUGUCAAUAAAUUCACUGAGGUAUACGAAUCGAAUAAGAACAGAUAUAUCUUCAAGACAAAUGGAGUCGAGCGCUCCGCAUAUUGUUUGGAUCGCCCGGGAUACCUUAUAAGAUGGUGUUCAAACGAACGUUUCGAUUACAAUAUGAAGAUCAUAGAAGAUAUUGCAGUCACACAUGAAAUACCUGUCCAAAUUAGCCACAGGAAAGACAAUAAGGAGGCCAAGCAGCUUGUCUACAAGCGGACAGUCAUGUCAGAAAUCGCAAAGAAAGACAAGGAGGAAAUGCUGGUUGUAUGACAGAAACAAGCGGAAGCAUUAAGGAAGGCAAGGAGGGUCGGAUGGGAAAGAUUAUCGGAAGCAAGGCGAGCGGAAAUCGAGAAAAAGAGGAAAUCAAGCAGGGAUGGCUACGUGUGGGAGAGCAGGCAUAUGCUUGGUGGAAUAAGAGUGCAGAGGAGAGAGCGAUAAUUACGGAAAAGCAGAGGGCCACGAGGAAGGAGAGGUUUGUGAAAAAUGGACGUCUACCAGAAAUAAAGCGAAGACAAGGCGAACGAUACCGAGCAACAGUAGCUGCCAAAACCGAGGAGGAAAGACGAGCUCCUAUUGAGAUGCAAAAGGCUUGGUUGGCAGGUCGAACACCAUUUCUUUCCCAUUCUGCCCUCCCCCCCCUCCCCCCCUCCCGCCCGGCCGCCCGCCGCCGCCGCCGCCUCCUCACAACCACCACCCCCCUCCCAUCCCACCCUUCUUUUCUUCCUCAAUCCUUCCGCUUGUUGUUGUCGCACAACCAGAGGAGGAAAAAUUAGUAACUCGGAAGCGCAGAGCUGAGACUGUAGCUAUAAAAGGGCGAAGUCAGUGAAGAAAAUGGUUGAUGCUAAAGCAAACAAAUCUGAGGAAGAGAAAUUGUCACAACAUCUGAGGACUAAGGCUACUUGGACUAAGGCUACUUGGGCUAAGGCUACUUGGGCUAAGGCUACUUGGGCUAAGAAGUCGAAGGAAGAUAUGCAGAAGAAGAUUGUAAAGACAGCUGCAACAAUAAAAAGUAUGAGUGUGGAGGAUAGAAAAGCAUCUUUAGCAUUAACGGAAGUAAAGAAGAAAGCUACUGCUGCAGAAAAGGAAUGAAGAAAAUCGCUUGGAUUACCAGAUCUAACUCAGUUGCUAUUUAUGAUUAGUUACGCUCAAAUACUGUUGGUCUUUCUCUCUCUUGAGUGUAGUAUUCCUGUCAUUUUAUAUGUACCAUACUAUACCACGGUACUCAAUAAUUCAAUAAUAAAGAUUAUCAAAUCUUCAAACCA
Molecule: messenger RNA, 1480 nt
Organism: Botrytis cinerea B05.10
Lineage: Eukaryota; Fungi; Ascomycota; Leotiomycetes; Helotiales; Sclerotiniaceae
Exons: 2
Coding region: 485-991 (168 amino acids)
Source: RefSeq, a predicted model, not a curated record